AUGGCUCGGCAGCUGAGAGCGCUCACUGGGUGGGCCUUGCUCUUCCACUUUGCCCUGGCUCUCGCAGUGAACGGCCUUGACUUCCAGCAUGCCUUUGAUCCCACACAGAUGCCAUCUGCAAUCUACAAAUGCACCAGCGAGGGGAAGCCGUGGAAACAGAUUCGCUUUGUGGUGGAACUCGUGUGGCCUCUGUCUUUGUUUCUGGUGUUAAUCUGGCUGAGGAAUGCCAACCCCCUCUACAGCCACCAUCCAUGCCAUUUUCCCAACAAGGCGAUGCCUUCGGCAGGAAUGUUACCAUGGCUCCAGGGGAUUUUCUGCAACAUGAAUAACCCUUGUUUUCAGAACCCCACCCCGGGAGAAACUCCUGGAAUUGUGUCAAACUAUGACAACUCCAUCUUGGCAAGAGUGUAUCGAGAUUUCCAGGAGCUCUUCGUGGACACACCAGAGGUCCAGCAGCUUGGCCAGGUUUGGGCUGAGCUCCGCACCUUGUCCCAGCUCAUGGACACUCUACGGACUCACCCUGAGAGAUUCGCAGGAAGAGGAUUACAAAUCCGAGACAUCCUAAAAGAUGAGGAUACACUGACACUAUUUCUCACAAGAAACAUUGGCCUGUCUGACUCUGUUGCCCAUCUUUUGAUCAGCUCCCAAGUUCGUGUGGAACAGUUUGCCUAUGGAGUCCCAGACUUGGAACUGAAGAACAUUGCCUGCAGUGAGGCCCUCUUGCAGCGUUUCAUCAUCUUCAGCCAGCGUUGGGGGGCACAGACCGUGCGGGAUGCCCUGUGCCCCCUCUCCCAGAUGACUCUGCAGUGGAUGGAAGACACUCUGUAUGCCAACGUGGACUUCUUCAAACUCUUCCGUGUGCUUCCCACACUCCUAGACAGUAGUUCUCAAGGUAUCAACUUGCGACUUUGGGCAGGAGUAUUAUCUGAUGUGUCACCAAGAUUGCAGAAGUUUAUUCACCGGCCAAGUGUUCAAGACUUGCUAUGGGUAACCAGACCUGUCCUACAGAACAGUGGUCCUGAGACCUUCACCCAGCUGAUGAGCAUCCUGUCUGACCUCCUGUGUGGCUACCCAGAAGGAGGAGGCUCUCGCGUGUUCUCCUUUAACUGGUAUGAAGACAAUAACUAUAAAGCCUUCCUGGGAAUUGAUUCCACAAGGAAAGACCCCACCUAUUCUUACGACAAAAGAACAACAUCCUUUUGUAAUGCCUUGAUCCGGAGCCUGGAGUCAAACCCUUUAACCAAAAUAGCCUGGAGGGCGGCAAAGCCACUGCUGAUGGGGAAAAUCCUCUUUACUCCAGAUUCCCCUGCUGUGCGAAGGCUCCUGAAGAAUGCCAACUCAACCUUUGAAGAACUGGACCGAGUUAAGAAGCUGGUCAAAGCCUGGGAAGAAGUGGGGCCCCAGAUCUGGUACUUCUUUGAUAAGAGCACGCAAAUGACCAUGAUCAGAGAUACCCUGGAACACCCAGCAGUGAAAGACUUUAUAAAUCAGCAGUUUGGAGAAGAAGGUAUUACCACUGAAGCCAUAUUAAACUUCUUCCCUACUGGUGCCAGAGAGACCCAAGCUGAGGACAUGCCCGACUUUGACUGGAGGGAUGUAUUUAACGUCACAGAUCGAGUCUUACACCUGGCUAACCAAUACCUGGAGUGCCUGGUUCUGGAUAAAUUUGAAAGCUAUGAUGAUGAAGUUCAGCUCAUCCAGCGAGCCCUGUCUCUCCUGGAGGAAAACAGGUUCUGGGCUGGAGUGGUAUUCCCUGACAUGUACCCCUGGACCAGCUCCCUGCCUCCCCAUGUGAAGUACAAGAUUCGGAUGGACAUAGAUGUGGUGGAGAAGACCAAUAAGAUCAAAGACAGGUACUGGGAUUCUGGUCCUAGGGCAGAUCCUGUCGAAGACCUGCGGUACAUCUGGGGAGGCUUUGCCUACCUACAGGACAUGGUUGAACAAGGAAUCACCAGGAGCCAGACCCAGGCAGACGUUCCAAUUGGAGUCUAUCUCCAGCAGAUGCCUUAUCCCUGCUUCGUGGAUGACUCCUUUAUGAUCAUCCUGAACCGCUGUUUCCCCAUCUUCAUGGUACUGGCGUGGAUCUACUCUGUCUCCAUGACUGUCAAGGGCAUUGUCUUGGAGAAGGAGCUGAGGCUGAAGGAGACCUUGAAGAACCAGGGUGUCUCUAAUGCUGUGAUUUGGUGUGCCUGGUUCCUGGACAGCUUCUCCAUCAUGUCAAUGAGCAUCUUCCUCCUGACGCUCUUCAUCAUGCAUGGGAGAAUCCUCCAUUACAGCGAUCCCUUCAUCCUCUUCCUGUUUCUGCUGGCCUUCUCCACGGCAACCAUCAUGCAAUGCUUCCUCUUUAGUACUUUCUUCUCCAAGGCCAGCCUCGCAGCCGCUUGCAGUGGGGUCAUCUACUUCACCCUCUACCUACCGCAUGUUCUGUGCUUUGCCUGGCAGGACCGGAUGACAGCUGCCCUGAAGACAAUUGUGAGCCUGCUUUCCCCUGUGGCGUUUGGCUUUGGCACAGAGUACCUGGUCCGCUUUGAAGAGCAAGGCCUGGGGCUGCAGUGGGACAACAUUGGCAAGAGUCCCGUGGAAGGGGACGAGUUCAGCUUCCUGCUGGCCAUGAAGAUGAUGCUUCUUGAUGCGGCUCUCUACGGCUUGCUCGCCUGGUAUCUCGACCAGGUUUUUCCAGGAGACUAUGGAACACCACUCCCCUGGUACUUCCUUCUACAAGAGUCUUACUGGCUUGGAGGUGAAGGUUGUUCAACCAGAGAAGAAAGGGCCCUGGAAAAGACUGAACCUUUAACAGAGGAAAUGGAGGAUCCGGAGCACCCAGAAGGACUGAGUGACUCCUUCUUCGAACGCGAGCUUCCAGGGUUGGUGCCGGGAGUGUGCGUGAAGAGCCUGGUAAAGGUUUUCGAGCCCAGUAGUCGGCCCGCUGUGGACCGCCUUACCAUCACUUUCUAUGAGAGCCAGAUCACGGCAUUCCUCGGUCACAACGGAGCAGGGAAAACCACCACCUUGUCCAUCUUGACAGGUCUGUUGCCACCAACAUCGGGGACCGUGCUCAUUGGGGGGAAAGACAUUGAAACCAGCCUUGAUUCAGUACGCCAGAGCCUGGGCAUGUGUCCCCAGCAUAACAUCCUAUUCCACCAUCUCACAGUGGCUGAGCAUAUCCUGUUCUAUGCCCAGCUGAAAGGGAAGUCCUGGGAGGAGGCCCAGCUGGAGAUGGAAGCCAUGUUAGAAGACACUGGCCUUCACCACAAGAGAAAUGAGGAGGCGCAGGACCUUUCAGGUGGUAUGCAGAGGAAACUGUCUGUGGCCAUUGCUUUUGUGGGAGAUUCCAAGGUGGUGGUCCUGGACGAACCCACCUCUGGGGUGGACCCCUACUCCAGGCGCUCCAUCUGGGACCUGCUCCUGAAAUAUCGAUCCGGCAGAACCAUCAUCAUGUCUACUCACCACAUGGAUGAGGCUGACCUCCUUGGCGACCGUAUCGCCAUCCUCUCCCAGGGAAGGCUCUACUGCUGUGGGACACCACUCUUCCUCAAGAACUGCUUUGGCACAGGCUUCUACUUGACCUUGGUUCGCAAGAUGAAAAGCAUCCAGAACCAAAGAGGUGGCUGUGAGGGGGCCUGCAGCUGUACGUCAAAGGCUUUCCCCACCAGGUGUCCAGCCCGAGUGGAUGAGAUAACCGAAGAACAAGUGUUGGAUGUUCUGGCUGUUCAAAGCUAUCAUGCUACCAUGCUUCCCGCCUCCGGCGCCAUCCUCAUCCUCUCCAGGGCUUCUCAACCUUCUGCGGCCACUGGGGAUGUGAAGGAGCUGACGGAUUUGGUGUACCACCAUGUUCCGGAGGCAAAGCUGGUGGAAUGCAUCGGUCAAGAACUUAUCUUCCUCCUUCCAAACAAGGAUUUCAAGCAGAGAGCGUAUGCCAGCCUCUUCCGAGAGCUGGAGGAGACGCUGUCUGACCUGGGGCUCAGCAGCUUUGGAAUUUCUGACACUCCCCUGGAAGAGAUUUUUCUGAAGGUCACGGAGGACUCCGAUUCCAGCUCUAUGUUUGCAGGUAGCACGCAGCAAAAAAGAGAACAUGUUGAUCUCCGGCACCCUCGUUCUGCUCCCACUGAGAAAGUCAGGCAACCUGCCCAGGGCUCUCACACCUGCUCCUCAGGACAAGUGGAUCCUUCCAAGGGCCAGUCUUCCCCAAGACCAGAAGAACUGGGCGCCCCAUUCUACACAGGCGCUCGGCUGAUUCUUCAACACGUGCAGGCGCUGCUAAUCAAGAGAUUCCACCACGCUGUCCGCAGCCACAAGGACUUUCUGGCUCAGAUUGUUCUUCCUGCCACUUUCGUGCUUUUGGCUCUGAUGCUUUCUGUCGUUGUGCCUCCGUUUGGUGACUUUCCAGCUUUGACCCUUCAGCCCUGGAUGUACGGGCAUCAAUACACCUUCUUCAGCAUGGAUGAGCCCAGCAAUGAACACCUCACAGUGCUGGCAGACGUCCUCCUGAACAAGCCGGGCUUUGGCAACCGUUGUCUAAAGAAAGAGUGGCUUCUGGAGUACCCCUGUGGCAAUUCAACCUCCUGGAAGACCCCGUCCGUGUCCCCAAACAUCACUCACCUGUUCCAGAAGCAGAAAUGGACGGCGGCCCAUCCCUCCCCGUCCUGCACGUGCAGCACCCGAGAGAAGCUCACCAUGCUCCCCGAGUGUCCUGAGGGCGCUGGAGGGCUCCCACCCCCGCAGAGGACACAGCGCAGCAUGGAAGUCCUACAAGACCUCACGGGCAGGAACAUCUCCGACUACUUGGUGAAAACGUAUCCUGCUCUCAUAAGAAGCAGCUUAAAGAGCAAAUUCUGGGUCAAUGAACAGAGGUAUGGCGGCAUCUCCAUCGGAGGGAAGCUCCCUGCCAUCCCCGUCACAGGGGAAGCACUUGUUGGUUUUUUAAGUGACCUUGGCCAGAUGAUGAAUGUGAGCGGGGGUCCUGCCACCAGGGAGGCCUCUAAAGAAAUGUUAGAUUUCCUCAAACAUCUUGAAACCAAAGACAACAUUAAGGUAUGGUUUAACAACAAGGGCUGGCAUGCCCUGGUCAGCUUUCUGAACGUGGCCCACAACGCCAUCUUACGGGCCAGCCUGCCCAAGGACAAGGAUCCUGAGGAAUACGGAAUCACGGUCAUCAGCCAGCCCUUGAACCUGACCAAGGAGCAGCUCUCAGAGAUCACAGUGCUGACCACUUCCGUGGAUGUCGUCAUUGCCAUAUGUGUGAUUUUCGCCAUGUCCUUCGUUCCAGCCAGCUUUGUCCUUUACUUGAUCCAGGAGAGGGUGACGAAAGCCAAGCACCUGCAGUUUGUCAGUGGCAUGAGCCCCACCACCUACUGGCUGACCAACUUCCUCUGGGACAUUAUGAACUAUGCUGUGAGUGCGGGACUAGUGGUGGGCAUCUUUGCUGGGUUUCAGAAGAAAGCCUACACAUCCCCAGAUCACCUUCCUGCUCUCGUGGCUCUGCUCAUGCUGUAUGGAUGGGCAGUUGUCCCCAUGAUGUACCCAGCAUCCUUCCUGUUUGACGUCCCCAGCACAGCCUAUGUGGCUUUGUCUUGUGCGAACCUGUUCAUCGGCAUCAACAGCACUGCCAUCACCUUCAUCCUGGAACUAUUUGAGAAUAACCAGCCGCUGCUCAGGCUCAACGCCAUGUUGAAGAAGCUGCUUGUCGUCUUUCCACACUUCUGCCUGGGCAGAGGCCUCGUCGACCUGGCACUGAGCCAAGCUGUGGCAGACGUCUAUGCCCAAUUUGGGGAGGAAUACUCCUCCAACCCCUUCCAGUGGGACCUGAUUGGGAAGAAUCUGGUUGCUAUGGCAACAGAAGGGGUGGUCUACUUCCUUCUGAUACUCCUCAUUCAGUACCACUUUUUCUUCACCCGGUGGGUCGCUGAGCCGGCUAGAGAGCCCAUUUUUGAUGAAGAUGACGAUGUGGCUGAAGAAAGACAAAGAAUCACUAGUGGGGGAAAUAAAACCGACAUCUUAUGGCUAAAUGAACUAACCAAGGUUUAUUCGGGCUCUUCCAGUCCAGCAGUAGACAGGCUGUGUGUCGGAGUCCGUCCUGGAGAGUGCUUUGGUCUCCUGGGAGUGAACGGUGCAGGCAAAACAACCACAUUCAAGAUGCUCACUGGGGACACCACAGUGACAUCGGGCGAUGCUACCAUAGCAGGCAAGAGCAUCUUAAACAGUAUGUCUGACGUCCAUCAAAACAUGGGCUACUGUCCUCAGUUUGAUGCAAUUGAUGACCUACUCACGGGCCGAGAACAUCUUUACCUCUAUGCCAGGCUGCGGGGCGUGCCAGCAGAGGACAUUGAGAAGGUUGCCAACUGGGGUAUCCAGAGCCUGGGUUUGUCUCUCUACGCCGACCGCCUGGUAGGCACCUACAGCGGAGGCAAUAAGCGGAAACUCUCCACGGCCAUAGCACUCAUCGGCUGCCCACCCCUGCUGCUGCUGGAUGAGCCCACGACAGGGAUGGAUCCGCAGGCACGCCGCAUGCUGUGGAACACCAUCGUCAGCAUAAUCAGAGACGGGAGAGCUGUGGUCCUCACCUCCCACAGCAUGGAAGAAUGUGAAGCCCUGUGCACAAGGCUGGCCAUCAUGGUGAAGGGCACCUUUCAGUGUCUGGGCACCAUUCAACACCUCAAGUACAAGUUUGGAGACGGCUACAUUGUCACAAUGAAAAUUAAAUCCCCGAAGGACGACUUGCUUCCCGAUUUGAAUCCUGUGGAGCAGUUCUUCCAGGGCAACUUCCCAGGCAGCGUGCAGAGGGAGAGACACCACAGCAUGCUCCAGUUCCAGGUCUCCUCCUCCUCCCUGGCCAGGAUCUUCCAGCUGCUCCUGUCGCACAAGGACAGCCUCCUCAUCGAGGAGUACUCCGUCACUCAGACCACGCUGGACCAGGUAUUUGUGAACUUUGCUAAACAGCAGACUGAGACCUAUGACCUCCCUCUGCACCCUCGAGCUGCUGGAGCCAGCUGGCAAGCCAAGCUUGAGGGGAAAACUGGGCAGCCGGAAACUCAGGAGCCUUUGCCCACGGAAACAACUGGUUAACGAAAACAGCCCUGUGGCAGCAGAAGGCAAACACACGAGGCGCCCACAGUGAACUCAAGGAGGCUCUUCCAGAAGGAACCCCAAACUCACCGACUCACCGGAAUCCUUGCUGGCAAAGCUGACCUCCCUGAAGACAGUUGCCUUUCCAUCCAAUCCAUCAGAGCAGUCCCCUGCUCAGUGACUUUGUUUAGGGCCACUUUCACUCUGAGGGGCUCUGCUUUUGUGGGGUGGGAGGAGGGUGGGUGUGUGG
Alexandromys fortis (reed vole) is the source of this 7312-nucleotide messenger RNA. RefSeq names its product ATP binding cassette subfamily A member 4 (gene Abca4). The transcript is spliced from 51 exons. Bases 1 to 7062 code for a protein of 2353 amino acids. The record is from RefSeq and is a predicted model, not a curated record. Gene Ontology annotation, cellular component: membrane; intracellular membrane-bounded organelle. Gene Ontology annotation, biological process: transmembrane transport; lipid transport. Gene Ontology annotation, molecular function: ABC-type transporter activity; ATPase-coupled intramembrane lipid carrier activity; ATP binding. Lineage: Eukaryota; Metazoa; Chordata; Mammalia; Rodentia; Cricetidae.